UCAGUUUCCUUAUGUUUAUAUUUUGAUCAAAAUACUUGCAAGCUAAAAUUGAUGGCUGAUUUUCAAGAACAGUUGCGACAAUAUCGCCUCCAGAAAAAGCGGCAGGAAACGGUAAAUAAUUUCAAGGACAAGCUGCGAAGAUUCUGGAUGUUGGGCACCGGGGCGAAUAAAGAUACAACAAUCGAGGUACAACAGGUAACCUCUACUACAAAAAGCUUAGAAAAAAUAUCAGAUGACGAGACAGCAUUCUCCAGUGAAAAUGAACUGCUGCCUGAAGAAGAUACUACCGCAUCCGCAUCCACAGAUCAUCACUUCAAGGAAAACAAUACCCUAAAGUACAUCCUUUGGUUUGUUUACUUUCUGUUUUGGGUAACCGUUUAUGUGAUAGCCAUUGAGCUAAAGUUUGGCUUGGUCUACCUCAUGUUUUCGGCUCUGUUUGCGAUCUAUUUCAACACCCGGACGGGUCCUAAGAAACGGAACGAGAUGAGCGCCUACAGCGUUUUCAACAAAAAUUGCGAAAGCAUAGAUGGGACACUGAAAGCCGAACAAUUUGAGCGGGAAAUCCGAUAUGGAUCAGGAAGUGUACGAUAG
This is a messenger RNA of Drosophila bipectinata, 591 nucleotides long. NCBI's taxonomy places the organism in Eukaryota, Metazoa, Arthropoda, Insecta, Diptera, Drosophilidae. The record is from RefSeq and is a predicted model, not a curated record.